Molecule: messenger RNA, 1129 nt
Organism: Fragaria vesca subsp. vesca
Lineage: Eukaryota; Viridiplantae; Streptophyta; Magnoliopsida; Rosales; Rosaceae
Product: chaperone protein DnaJ-like
Exons: 6
Coding region: 118-927 (269 amino acids)
Biological process (GO): protein refolding
Cellular component (GO): cytoplasm
Source: RefSeq, a predicted model, not a curated record
GAGACAGAGAGAAACACAAGGAGAGAUAUGGGAGUGCUCCCAACCUAGAACCCCUUCAAAACCCCAAAACCUCAUUCUCUCCACUCUUCACUCUCCACAGCAUUCAAAGAAACAAGCAUGGCCGUAAUCCAAACUCAUUUCACCUCCAAGCUCCCACAAUUUCCCAAGUCCAUUCUCAGCUCCGGCACUAACACCACAUUGUUUACCGGAAAAAACCCAACUUUGAAACCCAAAUUCGCUCAUUUCAUCCAUACAAAACCUCCAAGUUUAGUCAUCAGGGCCGCCGGAACUGAUCACUAUAAGACCCUCAACCUCAACAGAAAUGCAACCUUGAAGGAGAUAAAGACUUCUUACCGAAAGCUCGCUCCACAGUACCAUCCUGAUUUGAACAAGGACUCUGGAGCUGAGGAAAAGUUUAAAGAGGUUACUGCUGCAUAUGAGGUCCUGUCAGAUGAUGAGAAGAGAUCUGCAUAUGAUUGCUGCUCCGGUGAUGCAGGCGUUCAGGGAGGAAAUGGUUGUUCGACCAUGGGUUCAACAUGGAAGGUGAAUGUUAAGUUCAAUGGAAUGGAUGUGCACAUUGACCACACUGGAAGCCAGACUUAUGAAAUUCGGUUUGAAGAACCCAUUGUAAUCAACUAUUCAUUUGUUGAGACAUUUAAACCUUGUGGUGGAAGUGGAGCAGAAUCUAAAUCUAAGGUUGAUACUUGUGAUGCUGGUGGUGGGAGUGCUGGAGCUCAAUCUGAUAACUACACCAAAUCAUGUACUGGUUCUGAAGGAACAGGAGGGCUCGGCACUAUGAUGGCAAGGGUCGUGAAUGCUUUAAUCAUCAUGUGUUUGGGACUGGCAGCCAUUAGUCCAGGUUUUAGUCUUAACCUUUUGGUCUAUUCACAUUGGUACAAUAACUGCAGGCAAAAGAAGUUGCGUUGAGAGUACGAUUGCAAACAAUGUGAGUCAGGAGGUGGCAUACAAGUCUGGUACAUCUGCUAAUGAGUGAACUUCAACAAAAGGACCAGCGAAGGAAAUGAAGAUAGUUUUGUUUGCUACAUUCAAAUGGCAUGUUAAAAGGUUCGCGGAUGUUACACUGAUGCCUUAACAUAAAAAGAUUGUCUCUACACCAUAUUAGAAACUC